GUUUGAUCUGAACAAGUUCAGCAUUUCCACUGAUGUAGUAUCGGAGUGAUCCCGGCAUUUCAAUAUUGCUGUGGUAUGACCCCUCGUGAUCACCCACAGAAGAUGUCAAUAAUUGGAGAGCAAGUGAAUGUAGAAGGAAAACACCUGUACCAGCUCACUGGAUGCAUGUCAGCAGCAGAAUUGCGUCACAGGCAAGAGAUAAUGAUGAGGAACCAGAUGAUGGCAGGCAACCCCCAAGUUGUGGCACCUACCCAACAGAGAAUGCCCUUGAUACAGUCCCAGUUUGAGCCCCGCAUGCUAGAGAGAGAAUUGCUGCCAUCUGGAGACCUAAUCCUUCCCAAUGACACAAGGCAACUACAUGUGGCAUCUCAGUUUGGUCCCUCCCUUACGGCACAUACAGGCAUACUCUCCGACAGAGUCUUCUCAAGUCUAGGGUACAGUGUUCUGCAAACAGACCCUAUGGAUUUUAUGGCUAGGAGACAGGGACUACUGCAGAAACACAAUAUGAACAGAAUGGAACUGGAAAUGAAUACCAUGUACCCGCCUAGAGAGAUUGAUAAAUCACAAAGGAAAGGCUUUGCUGAUUUGGAUGCACCAUUUCUCUUCCACGGAAUGUCAUCAAAUCCAAUGGCAGUCAGAGGAAGACAGAUGGUUCCUGAAGGCCACCUUCCUUCUGAUGUGUUUGUACAUCGAAAUGCCUUUGAGAGUCUACAUGGCCAUGCAAUGCUAAAAACGGCCAGCCCAUACCCUUCGAUGAGCAAUAUACACAGAGAACGAGUCCGCAGGCCAGGCAGAAGAGCUGGCAAUCAAAAGGCUACAGAUAACCAUAUGGGUGUUCCAAAAAUACAAACAGAUAAUAAGCCACCUUCCCCUCCUGUCCCUACUGAUGAAGAGAAGGAUGAGAAGAAAGAGGAAGAAACUGAGACAAUUCCCAAAUGCGAUCAGGUGAAGACAGAAGUACAGUCUGCCUUAUAUAAGAGUUCUUCCGAAUUGCAAGAUCCUCACAAAAAGAGCAACCAGAAUAUUCCAAGAGAGAUCACUACUAGCAGGAGUGAGAGGGACAAGGGACCUAACAAUCCUGGAACAGCUUUUGAGGACAGAUACAUCUACCAGCCUCCUGUAAAUCUCUCAGGAACUCCAUAUAGUUAUCCACUAACCAUGAACUCCCCACUGCUAGCAGGUCCCCAAAGUCUCUUUUUAACUGGAGAAGACUUACCCUCAAUGGAGGACAUUCACAAAUGGAACUCUCAGGAUGUGUAUAAUUUCAUUCUUAAUCUUCCAGGUUGUUGUAGUUAUGCACAGGUCUUUAAAGAUCAUGAUAUUGAUGGAUUAACAUUACCACUGCUCACAGAAGAACAUCUCCUAGACACAAUGGGACUUAAACUUGGACCAGCACUUAAAAUUCGGUCACAGUUUUCCUGCCGUUUGGGUAACAUUUUUCAUAUGCCAAGCCUGCAAAUGACUGGACCUAUUCCAUCCGCUGCACCAAUGCCACCUGAUCCUCCAUCUGAAGUUGUGUCCCCACUUCCAUGUAAUAACAAUGUUGACAUUCUGCCAAGUCCUGCCCCCCAGGAGCAAAACCAGCUGAAGCCUGACGAAAUAACGCCAGAAAAUAAAGAGAAUCCAUGUGAUUUAUCAGUGGAACAAACUGAUUUUCACCUGAACUUAUUAAAAAGUUGACCAAGGACUUAUAAAAUGUAAAUGAAGGAUUUGGUACUUUUUUUAAAUUCUGGAUCAGGUAUUCAAUUUAAGUUGUUAAACUGUGACUGGAAUUCUAUAUGCCGCCUUCCAAUGUUGACUUUAUCAAGCACUCUAUUUAAGCAUUAUU
Messenger RNA from Xenopus laevis (African clawed frog), 1828 nucleotides. RefSeq names its product sterile alpha motif domain containing 7 L homeolog (gene samd7.L). Lineage: Eukaryota; Metazoa; Chordata; Amphibia; Anura; Pipidae. Gene Ontology annotation, molecular function: chromatin binding; histone binding. The transcript is spliced from 8 exons. Gene Ontology annotation, cellular component: nucleus. Bases 76 to 1680 code for a protein of 534 amino acids. The record is from RefSeq and is a predicted model, not a curated record. Gene Ontology annotation, biological process: negative regulation of DNA-templated transcription.